CAACAUCUGACGUGUGAAAUCGUCUCUCAUUAAGACAGCCGAGACUCCUGGCCCAAACCAGGGUAGUGCUGCAAUCCUGAGACUCUCGUCGUUGAACAGCGAUGGCCGCCUCGACCGAGCCUGACGUGGACGGCGCAAGUGACACUUCAUCCCUGUCGGAUCCUCUCGAUACUACCAACGAUGAGGGCUGGGAAGACAUCGAGCGAGAUGAGGAGCCUGUGACUAUCGUCUCCUUGCUCGACGAGAGCACGUUUCCCGACGCGCAGAGCAUGCUGGCUCAUUGCCGAGACACGCACGGCUUGGAUAUCUGGAAACUAAGGCAAGAAUUCGCUCUUGACUACCUGGGAUUGGUCCGGCUCGUCAACUACAUCCGAUCGGAGGUCACGGCUGGCAAUUCGCAGCCCGAUGUCUCUUCGAAGACGGUGUUCGAUGACGAAAAGUAUCUCAAGCCGGUCCUCGAGGACGAUGCGCUGUUGUACAGUCUGGACGAUGUUUUCGAAGAAGACGUCAACCCAGCUCCGCUCUCCGAAGUCGAACAACUCCGAGAACAACUCGCAACUCUGCAGAGCCAAUUUUCUGCUUAUCGAGAGCAAGUGCAGAACGCCAUGCUAGAUCGCUUUGAGCAGUCACAACCUUCACAAGAGUCGAAUGCCACUGCUCAGGGUGCAGCACCGCAGGCCGGAGACCGAGGCAAUAGCCGUGCUGAGCAAUUUGACAAGGACUAUUUCCAGUCCUACUCGUACAACGCGAUCCACGAAUCCAUGAUCAAGGACCGCAUCCGCACCGAUGCGUACCGUGACUUCAUCUACGAUCACAAACAUCUCUUCAAAGAUAAAGUCGUGUUGGAUGUUGGCUGCGGUACGGGCAUAUUGUCCAUGUUCUGUGCGAAAGCCGGCGCCAGACUCGUCAUUGCGGUAGACAACUCAGGCAUCAUCGACAAGGCUCGGGAGAAUGUGUUCAGCAACGGCCUGCAGGAGGUUGUGAAGUGCGUCAGGGGGAAGAUUGAGGAGGUUACCUUACCCGUCCCGAAGGUAGACGUUAUCGUGAGUGAGUGGAUGGGCUACUGCCUUCUGUAUGAGUCCAUGCUCGACUCGGUGAUCUAUGCGCGAGACAAGUAUCUUGCGGAGGAUGGCUUGAUGGUCCCUUCACACGCGACACUGCGCAUCGCUCCACUCGCAGACUCGGACCUGAAGGCCUCACACAUUGACUUCUGGCGCGACGUGUACGGCUUCGACAUGACGGCGAUGCUGGAGAAGGCGCACGAGGAAGCCCUGAUCCGGGUAGUCGACGAGAAGGAACUGGCGGGGGCGAGCGUCGCGUUCCUCGAACUGGACCUGCACCGGACCAAAGUGGACGACUUGACCUUCACCAACCCCUUCAGCACGACGUGGCAGAACGACGGAGUCAAGACUCUGGAGGGCUUCGUUAUUUGGUUCGACAUCUUCUUCAACACAUCGCGCUCCCAGGGUAUCCCUGCCGGGAUGACGGCCGCCGAAGCCAAGAAGAAGACCGGGGUGGUGACGUUCUCGACCGGCCCGCAUUCCGAGGCGACGCAUUGGCAGCAGGGGGUCUUCUUGAUCAAGGACCCCGUCGGCCAGUUCGGCCCCGGAGACAGCAUCGCCGGCGAGGUGACGUACCUGAAGAAGCAAGGGCAGGAGAGGUCGUUGGACAUAGACAUCACAUGGACGAAGGCGAGUGCAGGGGGCGGAAAGGAGAAGGAGCGGGUCAAGAAGCAGAGGUGGAUACUGGACUGAUCUUCUUUUCUUUUCAUCGAUCCGCUCUCGAUGUCCAUGCCUGCAUCUGCACGUGCCAUGUCUAUAUCACCUUUCAGUGUCAUUGUCAAUGUCCAAUGUCAAAUGAUGGUGACAGAAACUGGCGCGGCGCUUGCUCGGUCUUUCGGCGUAUCCGCUUGAGGCAAGGACAGAGAGAUACGAGGUGCAUAUGCAGGGACAGCUCCCACCUCGGCGAUUAGGGCGAUUAGAACGAAGAUAAUACCAGGCAUCUAUCUGCCCACGUUUAACUAUCCCGUCG
Molecule: messenger RNA, 2031 nt
Organism: Cladophialophora immunda
Lineage: Eukaryota; Fungi; Ascomycota; Eurotiomycetes; Chaetothyriales; Herpotrichiellaceae
Exons: 2
Coding region: 102-1754 (550 amino acids)
Biological process (GO): peptidyl-arginine methylation
Cellular component (GO): nucleus
Molecular function (GO): protein-arginine N-methyltransferase activity
Source: RefSeq, a predicted model, not a curated record